GGAAGGAAAGGAAACGAGAACGACAACAGCCGCAGAGAAUGUAAACUUGUUAAUAGUAAAAUGCAGUGGUGCUUAUCCGGGAACCGUUUCGUGCACUAACAACUGCAGAAAUACCGCAUUUUCAUACCGCAUUGUGAAUGUGAAUCAAAAAGUAAAUAACAAAAAAUGUCUUUGGUGCGACCGAUUUCCGUACGGUUCAAAAGUUCUGUUAGUGGUUAGUUUGAAUGUGAGGAAUUUACUAUGUUAACCUGUUUUUGAGAGAUAAGACUGAUCACGCAAGAUGGAGCACCAGCAACUGAUAGAGGAGAUGCCUCAGAUAGAGCGCAUGGCCACCCAAGAGCGACUGAUCCUGGCUCGAAAGAGGCGAAACCAACAACUCAAGGUGUGGCUGCAAAAAGAGAAGGAGUUUAGCAGGGGCAAGAUUACCAGACAACAGAAAUCGAACAAACCGGGAAUAUUUUUCAACGAUAGUGUAGUGCUGCUUGAAGCUGCUGCUAGAAAUGAUAUUGACGAAGUACGGCGACUACUAGCGAAAGGCGUCAGCCCUGAUUCAUGCAACGAAGAUGGUCUGACUGCUCUCCACCAGUGCUGCAUCGAUGACAACGAACCGAUGCUGCAACUACUUAUCCAAUAUGGCGCCAAUGUGAAUGCAACUGAUAGCGAAAAAUGGACACCUUUGCACGCCGCAGCCACUUGCGGACAUUUGCGACUAGUCAAAAUUCUGAUAGCCGAAGGAGCGGACCUAUUAGCAGUUAACGCCGACGGCAACAUGCCCUACGACAUUUGCGAAGAUGAAGCCGCCUUGGAUUACAUAGAAAACGAAAUGGCGAAAAACGGGAUUACGCAGGAGAUCAUAGACACGAAGCGAGGCGAUACAGAAAGGCGGAUGUUGGAAGACCUAAAGAGGGUGUAUGCUUCUGGAGGGGAUUUGGAGUAUUAUGACAGUCAGGGAGCUACGCCGUUGCAUAUAGCAGCCGCGAAUGGCUACAUCUCCGUGGUAGAAUUUUUGUUAGAGUGCGGUGUAAGGACAGAUGUGAGAGACAAGGACGACUGGCAGCCUUCUCAUGCUGCUGCGUGUUGGGGCCACCUAGAAGUUUUGGAAUUGUUGGCGCAUGCUGGGGCAAACUUGAAUGCGAAAAAUAAACACGAUGAAACUCCUUCAGAUAUAUGUGAAGAUCCCGAGAUAAAAGAGAGGAUAUUAGAGCUGCGGACAGAGCAGGAAAUUAAGAGACAAGCGGAAGCGAAACGGAAAGUCAGAAGAUCUCAAAGUAACACUAGAACGCAGUCUGUGAGACGAACUUCAUUGCGUGACAAAGGACUGACGGCACGAAGGGACGCUGUUGAGGAGGCCAGGUUGAGGAUGCAGGCUGAAAGCAAUGGCUUAGAAGCAGCAGAUGCAAAUAGCACUAUAUCAACGAACGCACCUAGGGUUCCAAAUACCAAUGGUACCACCAGUCACGCUGAUCCGAGUUCAAAUGGUCCCAAUAGACCAAAUGACAUCGCCAUUCCCAGUGAUUUAAACGCUGUACAAAUCAUAGAAGAUCGCAGGGCACCCGAAGGAAAAGACCACGACUCCGAUCUUGAUAGCCCUUCACAGGAGAAGACGUAUACUACUGACGUGAACGGCAAGGUAACAGUUCAUGUUGUGGUGACGAUAAACGGGAACGGGACGCUAGCAGAUCUCAAAAAACAACGAAUGCAAAUUAGAAAUAGCAGUAACGACGUGAACAGCAUAACGCCGCCAGUUGGAAGCAUCUCAGAAAAUGAUUCCACGCUCAGUCCUACCACGGACAUAGUCAGAUUCACGGGAAAUAUGACCGAAGAGAACUACGAAUACUCAAAGCCGAAACGAUGCUGCGUCAUACAGUGAAAAUUUUUAUUUUUAAGUGUAGAAAUAAAAGGUUGUAAAGAAUUUACACGGUUGCACAGAAUAGUACAUUACACCGCUAGUUUGAGAAGGAUAUAAUAUGCGAGACCAAUAAUGGUAUUCUCAAACGAGGUAUGUAUAGGAAUUUUUUUCACUACUAACACAAAAUAUUCGAUCUAACAUCAGAAUCAUGACGUCUCCAAUUCGUUCUACAAAUGCUUCACAAUAUCUAGUUACCUGUAUCAAACUGACAAACUCAUAUUCAAUGUAACUGCAGCCGACUUGGUUUAGACUGAUCUAUCUAAGGGGAGUAAGGGACAAAUGUUUUGUUUUUGUCAACAUUAAAUCCCGUUUUACAUUAUGUCGAUUAUUGGGACAUUCCCUAAUAGCACAAAGACGUUCCCGGAACGACCCCGUGCGACCUGGGAGAUGUUCCUGGUAGGUCACCUAAAGUCGCAUGGGACGUACCUGGAACUAAUUAAUUUUCAGGGAGGCUGCCGCUGGUCGCUAAUGAAAUGAGGCUGCUUCUCAUACAUUUAUAACAUGAGCCUAGCUUGUCACAAUUCCCAUUUUCUUCUCAGCUGUUCUAGCAGAUAAAAACAAGCUAUAACACUAAUAAGAGCAUCUGAUAAGGGCAGGCUUAUGCAUUAAAAAUCGACAGGAAUCAAGAGAGCCGUGAAACAAAAUUAUGCUUACCUUGAAUUAGAGUGAAUUUGCACAAUUUACAAAAUUCGACACAACAACAGAAACAAGCCAAAAAGUUGCAAGUUCUGAAGAAAAAUGGCAUAGGGCGUAUCUCACAUUUCACUUUCUACGCAUAUAUGUAUGUACUUCUGCGCAUUUUUCGCGGGCAUCUCCUGUACAUGGCAGAUUUAGAAAUUGAAAAUAUUUCGACUAGUCUCAAAUUAAGUAUUGGAAUUUCCUUGCUGUACGAAAUUCAAAUCAUACUAAGCAGUGAUUAUAAAAAAUUACCCCUGAAAAAUGGCAAUGAUUGGUUUGGGCUUAGGCUCUGUUGGACAUAUGGUCAAAAAGAAGUACAUGUACGUUUUUAAAAUGCAUUUUACAGCAAAAAAAUGGUACUCCUAUAUUAUUGAAAAAAAAACAUGACUAGUGCUGCGGAGUUAUAAUAGGAGCUGUUGAGCUUUUGGUCUCCCUUUUCUUGAUGUCAUCAGUGGCGACAAACUAUAAUUACAUGAUAGGUCGUUUUAAAACAAAAUAUUAUUCGCCUAAAUUUCUAGCUUUGACAGCUGCGAACUCAGAAAUAACUUCAUCAAAAUUUAUAUUUUGUAUUGCCUCGUGUUCGAUGGCUAAUAUACAUACCAAGAUUGCUAAGCCGCGAUUGGGUCAUUGUUGCCUGCAAGUUUUUUUAUUAAUUUUAGCUUACUUAAACACCUUUCACAUAAAGCUACGGACACGCAAACCGUUAUGAACAAUUUUACUGCAUUCAUAAGAUUUGGAAGAGAUUCUGUAAAAUCCCAUUCUGCAAUAAACUUAAAAAAUCUAGAGAUACCCGAUCAGAAACUCUAACAUUAGCGGCUUUUAAGUGUCUUCGCAGUCUUGGUAUCUCCAAAAGUAAUUCAGUUUCUGAAACCUCAUCAUAAAAAUCAGUAAAUUUGGAUGUAGCUAAUUUCAGUUCUUCAGUAUUCGCCAAACGCAAGGCAUUUGUUUGUACGAUCUCAAACGAUGGUCUUGAAGAGACUCUUGUCUGGAGUUCAACUCUGAAAAAGUUCAGUCACCGGGUGGGCAUCACCCCAAAAAAGCCAAGGAUGUCCUUGGGAUCAACAGAUUGAAACGUUCCAAGAACGACUUCAACGAUACGUUCUAAGGACGUCCCAUUGGGUUACGGGACCUACCGACCAAGAUUAGACCUAAAUCGGACGUUCUAGGAACCAGUUGUGCUAUUAAGGUUCAAGAAGAAUGACUACUUAAAUGAGGAGCUAUACUCAAAAUUACUUAUUUCUCAUUUGUCCUAAAAUAUUUCUACAUAUAAAGUUCAUUUGUCAAACUGACACAAUGAAAUUGACACUAUAUAAUUUCAAAUGUGACUUCUCGGGUUAGUAGUAGUGAAAAAAAUGUUUUUUCUAGCACAAAAAACAUUAGAUUGCAGUUAAUGCCAUAAGUUCUUGCUUGCCAGAUUUUGACUUGUACAAAUAUAUCCAAAAAUGGCAACAUGGAACUUUUGUUGUCAGUACCGAUUGAAAAUAGUUUCUAACAUUUUGAAUUCCAGAAUGUUUUUGGUGACUGGAAUAUGUGAUCUUGGAUGUUCCAAUAAUGGCUUAUUUUUCAGAAAGUGAAACAGAGAUUUCUACUCUAUAUCGCAGUGUUUUUGUGGCGUGUAAGUACUAUUCUUACAUCUGUCAACAUUAAAAAAAAAUGUUUCAUACACCAUUCUAUCUACGCCCCAUUCAAGUGAGAAUUCAAAAUAGAUAUAUAUGUUCCAUUAGUGUAUCACAAAAUUUGUUAGAAGUUUCCAAAUAAUGUGAAUGUUAUCGAGAGUACUUUUAUCUGAUCUUGUUUAGCUCCUUUAGCCAAUAGGUGGGUUGCACGAGAGAUGCGAGCUGCCAAACAUUUGUAGUUGUUCUAUUCAAUCCCCCUAGAAAAAUGUUGCUAUUUCUAAUGUCUUCCUUUACUAGACCAUCUCAGCUGAUCAGAUCAUUAAGACGAACAGUUUCACAGAAACAUGAAUAUUUCAGUGUAAAUAAUAUUUGGUCGUUCUUGUGGCAGCGUCGUCACCUUUCUGUUUGUUGACAAGCACCAGCAUCAUAAAGGUAUGCCGGGCUGUAGCUUCAGAGGUGGCUCUCACGGAUCCUCUGCAACCCACAAAUACCUAUGUGUUCUUGAGACUAGACAGUGGUAUGUUAAUACUUUAAAUAGUGAUUAGUUUAGAUUGCUAUCACAGUACUUAAUAUUUAAGAACUAGAUGAAAUAUCGUGAGAAAUACACCUUUCUGCAAGGUUAGUGAAUAUCAAAAUUUUAGAAAGACGUUAUUCAAGACUGUUCUUAAUUAGAAAAUAUAUUUUACAGAAAUAUAUUUAUACACCAAAAUGGAUGUUAAAUGUCAUAUCGUCCCCACUCGGAAUUUAGUGAACCUGCCGCUAGUACAACAGUGGCUAAAAUACAGAACAUGUAGUGUAGGUCUAAGAAAAUAUAUAGAGUGAGCUUUUAGUGUUAUUCUAGAUGGCCCCUAUAAAAGUUGAAUACAAAAAUUGUAGCCGUCAGGAUGCUCCUGAUAUGGAAAAUAUUUUCACUUUUACAGCGUGGUUCGUAACUGUGUGGUGACCCAUACAUUUUUUAAAUGGUAAGCCCCACCCUUGAUUGCAGAUUUGGCUAGGCACUCCCAAACGAAACAAUUUGAUUUGGUAUACUUCUAGGCUUUUAUCGCAUUAAAUGCUAAUGUUGACAACUCGCACCUCCGCAAUUGUUAUAGCUAAAGUAUUGAAUUUUUCUUCAGACAAAUUUUAUUAUCUUUUGUUCUAUGUACUUACUUUUUCAGUUUUUUUAAUAGUUUAUACAGUGUGUUCAAGAAGGAAAAAUGACCUAUUUCUCAAAAUUUUGAAAUAAAACACCCUGAAUAUUUUCACAUUUUUGAUUCCCCUUCUCACAGGCUUUUCUCUGAUAUAAGGCCAUAAAGAAUGGGCUUUGUACAAUGAGAUUUUCAGAUACUAAAACGCAGGGACACAUUCUUGACUUUUCGACUUUAUAAAGCUGGGUAGAUUUAAUUCAUAAUGGAUAUAUAGCGUUUCUAAUGACCUGAUGAUACCAAACUUGAUGCUAUUUUUUAUUUUGAAAGGUAUUGUCUUGAUAUCUGUUUUACAAUAAGGUUAGCUGUAACUCAAAAACUAGUUGUACAAAUCCCCAUAAACCUGAUACCAAAGAAAGCUUGUAGAAAUGGGAAUCGAGAAAUGUGAAAUUUUCAAAAUACCGAAAAACUAAGAAAAUAUGAAUAAAUAAUAUGGCAUCAUAAAAACUCAGUACUCUAGCUACAAUAGUUGCAGAGGUGCGAAUUCUUAAAGUUGGGUGUUUUUUUUUCGAUAUGUCAACGAAGCCCUAUUUAUAUCCAAACCAUUUUCAACUAGCAUAACACAAAAUUGAUCUUGAAAACAACAACGAAACACACUACUUCUGUAUUCUGGCUACUCUUGUACUUUACUCUACGAGUAUUAUAUUGACACUAUGGUGACUGAUAAUAGGAGGGCACAGUUACGCUCUAAGUUGAAUUUUUCCCACACCUGCUCUACUAGUUGUGGAGUGCUGCAUCUGAAAAAUAAUUCUCCCAAAAGAAUUUAGAGCAUGUACGAUUGUACAAAUUGUAUUUCGGGCGUGAUCUCACCAAACACUGUGACUUCCUAUUACAGCAUUCAUGGUUUGCAAGUCUUAGCGCUUAGAGGUAAUCAGUUUCAAACAGUAUUUUGCAUGCAGUCUCUUAGUUGCAUGUUACUGUAUUUAUAUUACUUAUAUUCCUAAAUAUACCCUAAUUCUAUACGUAGCAAUUGAUUAGCUUAUUUAAAAACUACUUCCUGUAUCAUCGCUAGAAUUUUAAAUGAGAAUUUGAUUUUUUUGUAAAACUGAAAUUUAUUUUGUGUUGAGAUGAUACUGUUUUGUAAGAUUCAUAUUUUUUAAUUAAGUUCAUAUUUAAGAAUUUUUAAAUAAUAUAUUGUUCAGUUCCUUGUACAAUGCAUAUUUUUAGGAGUAUUUUACUACUUGUUGUUCGUACUUAGAAUUUGUAACUCAUUAUGCAUAAACUCCUCCUAGAAAUAUGAUCACUUGUGACUUUUUUAUUUUAAGUGUAUAUGUAGUUUUGUUAUUAAAUUCAGUAUUACCUUUCCAGCGUUUUGUACAUAAAUCUAGUUUUUUGAAAACGUAUUUAGUUUAAUAAAAAUGUGAUAUUUUCCAUUAUUCCCUGGUAAUACUUCUUUUAAGUUCAUUUUCCAGUAGUUGUUUGGAAGUACAUAAUUUUUUGUUUUUAGUAUCUCAUACAUUCCAAGAUGUGAUAAAAAUUUUACUUAAAAUUUUGGCAAAUUUUAAAUAUAUUACAAGUACCUUAAACUUACAUGUACAUAAAUCUUAUGAUAAACUAUCUGCUACUAGCAUUUAACGAAAAGUGAGCAAAUUCAAUAAAUUGUGUGCCUGAAUCAAGCAAUAAGAUACACUUGUAAAACAUUGUUGAAUUUGUAAAACUUUAAAAAAUAUAUCUAAAAGUUCCACCUCACACCCCUUUUUGAUACUGACAUUUCAUUCCCUUGCAAAUGUUUCACCUGGAUUACAAAUGUAGUUAACCUUGUUCAAGAUUUUAUCAAUAUACAAAUCAAUAUUAAGUGACCUUUACAAAUGUGUAACUCCUGAAACUUAUUCUGUGGUUUUCAUGUUCAUAGGACUACAAUGUCUGGCGGAAGCAAACCACAUAUACGUUUAAAUUUCUCUUUAUUAUAACGAUGGCUUCAAAAAUAAAUGAACUGUUACUUGUAAGAGAGAUAAACAAAAUAUACUGUCAUUAUUGUUAUGGUAUUUAAAAAGGCCACCGUCGUACAAUAAACAGGAAUUUAAACAUAUUUGAGGUUUGAUUUGGCCAUACAGUGGAGUCCGUUACAAAUGUCUCUAGAAUUAUGUACCUUAUGUAUUUAUUUAUUAUUUUCGUACAUUUAUUGAGUUGAAAAAAUAAAUCUCUAUUACUGAACA
Molecule: messenger RNA, 7543 nt
Organism: Acanthoscelides obtectus
Lineage: Eukaryota; Metazoa; Arthropoda; Insecta; Coleoptera; Chrysomelidae
Source: the annotation of a GenBank genome assembly